AGAGCCAGGUCGCCCCAGCUCCCGCGCCCCAUCCUGUCAGUCCCCUGUCGAAACAAACCUGGGUUACCAGGUUACCUGGCAACCCGGGGACGGGGCGGGGGGGCUGCCCCUCCAUUCAGCCUCAUAGCCUUAGCUCCCUAGCUGUCUUCGUCCACCUUCCACCGCACACCAGCACACAAGCACCUCUGACAAGCAACGCGUCAUGGCGGUUGACUGAUUGUCUGCCUGCCCGCCCCACAGCGCAACCUGCUAUUUCGCCCACACACACCAUCUCUCUGUCCUCCCUUCCCCCCACAGAGAGGAGGAAUGGUAAUAGCUCAUCACCGACUGGCACAUCGAUGGGCCUCCCGCUGAGAAUGAACAACCUCCACGCACCGACUGUCCCCUCGGGGCCGACCACCGCGAGGGCCGCCAACGGAAACUCGGCCCACCUCUCCUUCGCCGAGCUCCAGCGCAGCAAGGAUAACGUCGAGGCCGAGCUCAAGGCCCUGAGCAGCGUGCUCGACUCGCACGGCGUCGACAUGCACACGAGCCUGCUGACCCCGGACGGCUUUCCCAGGGCCGACAUCGACGUCGCUCAGAUCCGCACCGCCCGUGCCCGCAUCAUCCACCUGCGCAACGACUACAAGGAUCUCAUGGCCAGAAUCGAGAAGCACAUCCACGAGCACUUUGCCAGCCUCGCCGAGAACGCCACCGACGCCCAUGUCCCCGCCGCCGACUCGUCCGCCACGGGCGAUGCUACUGCCCCGGAGCCCGCCCUGCGGGACUACGUGCCAGAGCGUUUGGCCGACCCCUUCGCGAAGAUCAAUACCGUGGCGCCGGGGAGCCCCGCUGCCUCGGCCGGGCUGCAGCCUGGCGACCUAAUUCGGAAUUUUGGCUACGUCGACGCCGCCAACCACGACCAAUUAAAGAAGGUAGCCGAAUGUGUCCAGGGAAACGUCGGUCAGAGCGUUAUCGUCAAGGUAUCGAGGCCCGUCGCCGCGCCGUCCCAGCGGGAACUACAGUUGACCUUGGUGCCGAGGCUGGGCUGGGGUGGACGGGGCUUGCUGGGAUGUCAUAUUUUGCCUCUUUGAGAGACCACUGCCGUCUUUCAUGGACCACUACUUCUUACUACCUUCGGGGCGGCUCCGGCUGGAUAUGGAUCUGGGCACCAGGAAUAAUGCAGUCCCGAGUGCGUGGCCGUCACUAAAAGUGACUGCAUGACAUCCCAUUCUUCAUCUGACGACAUUCUGCAACAGCAACAUAGUAGACAGAGGGAGGCGAUCCAGACGAGCCAGUCAGCCUUCUAUACCAGAAAAGAGAAUGUCUUUCGGAACGCUACUGGUGCACCUGUGCGGGGAAAGACCGGACUGUCAUUAUGUUAGCAGAACUGCAAAAGCCUGCAGUCUGGAGCAGUGGGCAGUCGCAGGUGUCUUCACACUAUCCCACGAAAGGUAUGUUAUGUAUCAUACGAGCGAGACCGGGGUCUUCGGCCCGGUAUCGAUCACUGUCUCCUGGUUGCGGCAGCAUCUUGGCGCAAAGGAAGCUUGUUUUCCAUACAGGGCGAAAUAUCGCACUGUUUGAUAAAUUCAGCGCUGGUUGCAAAG
This is a messenger RNA of Diaporthe batatas, 1586 nucleotides long. RefSeq lists its product as uncharacterized. The transcript has a single exon. The record is from RefSeq and is a predicted model, not a curated record. Lineage: Eukaryota; Fungi; Ascomycota; Sordariomycetes; Diaporthales; Diaporthaceae. The coding region runs from base 339 to 1073 and encodes 244 amino acids. Gene Ontology annotation, cellular component: nucleus; cytoplasm. Gene Ontology annotation, biological process: proteasome regulatory particle assembly. Gene Ontology annotation, molecular function: protein binding.